Messenger RNA from Dendronephthya gigantea, 2247 nucleotides. Its product is annotated as phosphoenolpyruvate carboxykinase, cytosolic [GTP]-like. The transcript has 6 exons. Lineage: Eukaryota; Metazoa; Cnidaria; Anthozoa; Malacalcyonacea; Nephtheidae. The record is from RefSeq and is a predicted model, not a curated record. Gene Ontology annotation, molecular function: manganese ion binding; phosphoenolpyruvate carboxykinase (GTP) activity; GTP binding. Gene Ontology annotation, biological process: hepatocyte differentiation; propionate catabolic process; gluconeogenesis. Gene Ontology annotation, cellular component: cytosol. The coding region runs from base 87 to 2012 and encodes 641 amino acids.
AAGUCGUGCAACAUCUCACGAGCUUGGACUGCAUAUAAAAGCACCGGUAAAUUAUCAACAGUUCAUUGCAAGAAGACUUCCCAACGAUGGCACAACCAGAAUUAGCUUUUCUUGAAAUCGAAGCAGGUAGGCCUCCUCGGGACCUCAGCAAUAUAAAAUUGAAUGAAAAUAUCGAGAUUACCAAAGGAAGUUUGGAUGCUCUCGCUCCGAAGGUCAGGCAAUUUGUAAUAGAAUGUGCAGAUUUAUGCACUCCAGCAAAACUUUAUGUUUGCGAUGGAAGCGACGAAGAAAACGAAAGUUUGCUCAAAAUGCUGCACGAAGAAGAUGUGAUAAAGCCUUUAACAGCUUAUAGAAAUAGUUGGUUAGCACGGACUGACCCACAUGAUGUUGCUCGGGUAGAAUCCAAGACUUUUAUCUGUACUGAGAAUAAAGGAGACACCAUCCCAACACCAAAAGGUGAUGCUAAAGGAAGGGUUGGUCAGUGGAUCUCUCCUGAGAAAUUGAAAGAAGAAAUGAGCAAACGGCUACCUAAAUGCAUGUCAGGUCGAACAAUGUAUGUUGUUCCUUUCUGCAUGGGUCCACUUUCCUCCCCUCUUUCCAAGGUUGGCAUUGAGUUGACUGACUCUGCAUAUGUUGCUGUAUGCAUGAGGAUCAUGACCCGCAUGGGGGCAGCUGUCCUCAAACGGCUUGGAAAUGAUACCUUUGUGCGGUGCCUCCAUUCUGAAGGUGUCCCCCUCCCUGCCCCUCCAAGUGAGUAUCAUUGGCCAUGUAAUCCUGACCAAACUAUGAUCACCCAUAUUCCGGUUGAUCGUAAAAUCAUCUCAUUUGGAAGUGGUUAUGGUGGAAACUCCCUUCUUGGAAAGAAAUGUUUUGCUUUGAGAAUUGCUUCAGUGAUUGCAAGAGAUGAAGGAUGGUUGGCUGAGCAUAUGUUGAUUCUUGGUAUAACCAACCCUGAAGGCAAGAAGAAAUACAUUGCAGCUGCAUUUCCAAGUUGCUGUGGCAAGACAAACCUGGCCAUGAUGACUCCUUCCCUCCCUGGCUGGAAAUACGAGUGUGUUGGAGAUGAUAUUGCAUGGAUGAGAUAUGAUGACAAGGGUCAUCUAAGGGGUAUCAACCCUGAGGCAGGUUUCUUUGGAGUGGCCCCUGGUACUUCACAUAAGACCAAUCCAAAUGCUUUGAAAGCUAUUCAGUCAAAUACAAUUUUCACAAACAUUGCUGAGACUGACGAUGGCCGCUAUUAUUGGGAAGGUCUUGAAGAAGAGUUCCCUGAUAUUGACAAACUAACAAUCACGGAUUGGCUUGGCGAGAAAUGGGAGAAAGGUUCUGGAAAGAAAGCAGCUCAUCCUAAUUCUCGUUUCUGUGCUCCAGUCUCCCAAUGUCCCAUCAUUGACCCGGACUGGGAGAAGCCUGCUGGUGUCCCAAUUGAAGCCAUUCUCUUUGGAGGUCGUCGUCCAGACGGUGUACCGUUGAUCUAUGAAUCCUUUGAUUGGGAACAUGGUGUUUUCCUUGGCGCAUGCGUCAAGUCAGAAGCAACUGCUGCCGCUGAGCACAAGGGCCGUGCUGUCAUGCAUGAUCCAUUUGCAAUGCGGCCAUUCUUUGGGUACAAUAUUGGUCACUAUAUUCAACAUUGGUUGGAUAUGAAGAAAAGACCAAAUGCUAAACUACCCAAAAUCUUCCAUGUCAACUGGUUCCGUCAGGAAAAUGAUCAAUUCCUUUGGCCAGGUUUUGGUGAGAACUCCCGUGUGCUGGAGUGGAUUUUCAAACGAUGUGACGGCGAAGACAUCGCGGAGAAGAAAUCCAUUGGUUACAUUCCAAAGCCUGGAACCAUUAACACGCAAGGAAUCGGCGUUUCCAAGGAAACCAUGGAUAAAUUGCUGACCACUGACAAGGAGUUCUUGCUCAACGAAGUGAAAGAGCUGAAGAAUUUCUUUGAUGUUCAAAUAAACAAAGAUUUGCCGCAGGAAAUGUGGGAUCAGCUCAAACAGCUUGAGGAACGUGCUAAUGCUAUGUAAAGACAUGAAUGUUCGUUAUUAUUACCUUCAUAAUCGACCCUAAAUAAUUCUGUUAAUUUUUUGUGUUAUUUAGUCGUGAGUUAUUUAGUAUUAAAGGUCCAACCACUUUGACUAGGUAGACUUGUCGCUAUAAGAUAGAAAGCUGACCAUUUUGGCCGGAGUGUAAAAUCUGGCUUUAUACUUUUGUUUCAUUUUAUAUCUAUAUGUUCAUCAAAAUAAACUAAAAUGACACGAA